CAGAAAGGAAAUAUAUAGCAGGAAUGGCUAUGCUAUGGUAGUUAGAAUUUAUAAUCUACCCAAAGAAAUUGCCGAACUGCCUUUAAGACAGUUUAAACUUAAAUUGUUUCAGUGGUUAGUCGAUAAAUGUUUUUAUUCGGUCUCUGAUUAUCUUAAAAAAAAUUAAAUAAUACUUUUAUUUUAUAUUCAAUUUUAAUUUUAAUGAAUUGCUUGACAUUCGGUCAGUUGCACAAACGUCCAUUAAGGUUUAAUGACACCUUUAAGCUCUAAUGAAUGUCAAAUUUGUAUGGGUAAUGUCCCUUUAAAUUGAUGAAUAUCUAAAUGGACAUUUGUGCAACUAGCUGAUUUUUAUUAAAUAUGAGUAAUGUAUUGUAUUUUUAAUAAUUGACUGCUUAUCUAUUUUGUAUUAAUUGUCUUUAAUUUUAAUGAAUUCGCAUGAUUUUUUAUUUUAUUUUUAAAUAAUUAUAUAAAUUUAACUAUAUUUUGUAUGCCAGAAAUGGUAAAUGUGCUGUACUUACCUUAUACUUACAUCUUAUAAUAACCGCAUUUGUACGAAAUUCGAAAUAAAUAAAUAACCUUCUCCAUCUAGCAGAUGAUGUAUAUAACUUUGGAGAACUAGAUUCCUUUUCAGCAUUUGCUUUUGGAAACUUCAUGUCUAAAAUAAAGAGGUUACUUCGUUCGCAUAAUAUGCCACUAGAGCAAAUUGCUAAACGGCUGGGUGAAAAAGCAGCUGACGAGAAAUUUGAUAAUAAUGUGAAUAUAAGUAAGAAAAAUAAUAAGGCUAUUCGUGAUGGACGGAUAAAAAUAAUUUUUGUAUUUAAUCGUGCUGUAAGUACUUGUUUAAGAGAUUCUUGUUUUGUUACUUUCAGUGCAGAUAUUAUUGUGGUUAAAUCUAUUGAAAUAAAAGCAAAAUCUGAUUUUUAUACUUUGCACUGUAGUAGUUUUUUAAACAAAACUGAUUUUUACAAAGAACCCAUUGAAAGUAGCAAAUUGGGAAUAUACAUGGUCAGUGGUAAAAAAAAUGUUAUUGUCAAUUCAAACGAUUUAAGCAAGAAAUGUUUAUUGCUGCCUAAUUUUGAUAAUAAUGACCAUUCAUUUAUCUGUGUAACUUAUGUGAGUAUGAAUUUGCACUAUUAAGCUUGACUUUCACAAUGAGAAAUGCUAGUUUUUAUUUUAAGAGCGUGGGGAGUGAGUCAAUUCCAUACAAUUUGCGAUGCUCUUACACAGCUACAAUAUGUUUUUAAAACCUACUGAUUGUAAUUUUUUCAAAAUUUUUAACAUUGUUGUUUUUUUUUGUUUCACGCCAAUUCAUGGUUUUUCAGCCAUAUAAAAGUAAUAAAAUAUGGUUAAAUUAACAAU
Molecule: messenger RNA, 1359 nt
Organism: Diatraea saccharalis (sugarcane borer)
Lineage: Eukaryota; Metazoa; Arthropoda; Insecta; Lepidoptera; Crambidae
Source: the annotation of a GenBank genome assembly